Messenger RNA from Sceloporus undulatus (fence lizard), 1513 nucleotides. RefSeq names its product BTB/POZ domain-containing protein KCTD18-like. Gene Ontology annotation, biological process: protein homooligomerization. Gene Ontology annotation, molecular function: protein binding. The transcript has a single exon. The record is from RefSeq and is a predicted model, not a curated record. NCBI's taxonomy places the organism in Eukaryota, Metazoa, Chordata, Lepidosauria, Squamata, Phrynosomatidae.
AUGGAUAACAGCAAGAGUGAAAAGGCACUAGAUAUUAUUCGACUUAAUGUUGGAGGUUGCAUGUAUACUGCUCGUCGUGAAUCUUUAUGUCGUUUUAAAGAAUCAAUGCUAGCAUCUAUGUUCAGUGGACGGUUUCCUCUAAAAAUGGACAAUACAGGGGCUUGUCUUAUUGAUCGAGAUGGCAACCUCUUUAAAUACCUCUUAGACUAUCUCCAUGGAGAGGUUCACAUUCCAGAAGAUGAGCAAACAUGAAUUGCUUUGCAGGAAGAGGCUGAUUACUUUGGCAUUCCUUAUCCCUAUAGCCUUGUUGACCACUUGGCUAAUGAAAUGGAGACAUAUUCUUUAAGAUUAAAUUUGGAACUUAAAAAGACACUCCUAGAUUUUUGUGACUCUUAUGGCUUAAUAUGCACUAAGCCUACUGUUUGGGUCCUACACUACCUCAAUACGUCUGAUCCAAGUUGCGAGAGUAAGAUAAUAGGUGUGUAUGGCACAAAAGUAGAUGGAACAGCUGCAAUAGAAAAAGAACUAGGAGGAAGAAUUUAUAGUAAAAACAUUUACAAAAGAGAGUCUGGAAAUAAUGUCCAAUAUAUCUGGAGCUACUAUUCUGUUAGUGAACUGAAAAUGAUGAUGGAUGUAUUUGAGGCGUGGGAAGGAAAAGGCGUCAGUUAUUGGCGAGUACCCCAGGAACUGAUAGAAUGUUGGACUCUUGAGGAACGCCCUUUGGAAGGAAGUCUGCAAAACAUGUCUCCAGUUCGUAAAAGGCGAAUAAUAGACUUUUCUAAAGAGGAAGAAAAUCAGCAGAGCAGUAAAACAAAUCGAAAGCCAAUUCAAUUUUCUGGUCCCUCAACAAGUCCCCACAUCAAAGUUAAGAAUUCUGCUUCUUUAAAGAUAGCAGUAUCUCCUACCCCUUCAUGUUCCCAGAUGGCUCAUAAAAGGCCUAUCAGAGACAGUUUAUUACCAUGCAAAGAAUUACCACAUGCUAAAUCUACAUGCUUGACUAAAAACUCAUGGACAUCUGGUAGGAACGCUGAAAAUGGAGUACUUUGUCAAACAACCCUGGAUUCACGGUUGUCCAAAAAGCCUGCAGCCAGUCGUGUUGUAAAACUCAAGCAGACUCCACUGUGUAAUGAAUUGUUAACUCAGAACUCCUCAUCAGUUCUAAGCAAAAUGGAUGAGCAGCAAGUUCCAUCUGUUUCAGUGACUUCCACUUCAGCAUCAUAGAGUUUAAGCCCGGAGGAUUUUGACACUUCCCACUGAGAAUCUAAUGUUAAAAUAGUUUACAGAAUAUUGAGUGAUGCAAAAUUAUUAUAUGGUGCUAAAACUGGUCAUGAUCUAAAUACAACAUUUCUGACUUUCUGGACCAGAAAUAAAAGUGUGCUAUUAUAAAGAGAAGUGAAGAGCCUUUUAAUAUUUGUAAUAACUCGUAUGUAAUAUUUUUCUUUAUCUCUUGUGGUAUUACAAGAGAUACAGGGAUGCUUUUAAAGUAUUUUGCAUUGGCCACUCAUUACAUUGU